AAAACAGGUCCAGAUUGAAGUUGCCAGUGUGUGAGAGUAUGUAGGUGUCUGUGCGUGAUGCUCCACCCAGCCUCCCAUUCCUGAACGCUUCCGAUAUGUCCACACCUCAAAGCCAACCCCCUCAAAAUAUCCAGGUGAGAGCAAGUCAGUUAGCAUCGAUACAAGGCCAGCUGGGACGCACUUGGCAGUCAGGAAGCACCUCUUUUCUGCUGCGCCUCUCUGCCUAAGGGUGAGACCAUCAAGAACCUCGUCCCACCUGGUCUCCUGAGGUGAUCUCCUUCAGCCUCCUCCACCUCUAAGGUAGCAGUCAUGAACUGGUCUGCGCUGGAGGCCCUCCUCAGUGGGGUCAACAAGUACUCCACCGUGUUCGGCCGCAUCUGGCUCUCCAUGGUCUUCGUCUUCCGGGUGAUGGUGUUCGUGGUGGCGGCCCAGCGAGUGUGGGGCGACGAGAGCAAGGACUUUGUCUGCAACACGGCCCAGCCGGGCUGCAACAACGUGUGCUACGACCACAUCUUCCCCAUCUCCCACAUCCGCCUGUGGGCCCUGCAGCUCAUCUUCGUCACCUGUCCGUCGCUGAUGGUGGUGGGGCACGUCAAGUAUCGUGAGAAGAAGGACAUGCAGUACACCGCCUCGCACAAGGGUGCCCACCUGUACGCCAACCCUGGGAAGAAACGCGGGGGGCUGUGGUGGACUUACCUGGUGAGUCUGAUUUUCAAGGCAAGCUUCGAUGCUGGAUUCCUUUACGUGCUGUACUACAUCUAUGAGGGUUACGACAUGCCCCGCCUGUCCAAGUGCUCCCUGGCGCCGUGCCCCAACACGGUGGAUUGCUACAUAUCACGUCCCACUGAGAAGAAGAUCUUCACCCUCUUCAUGGUGGUCUCCUCUGCCGUCUGCAUCUUUAUGUGCAUCUGUGAGAUGAUCUACCUCAUCUGCAAACGCAUCCAGAAACUCAUUAGGAGGAAGACUGAGGCAGAGAGGAGGCUGUUCGCCGAGACGCACGAGAUGACACCUCUGGCAGCGCCCAGGUCAGAGUUCAGGUCCAAAACGUCAAUCCGAGUGGAUCCUACAGCCUCUAUCCACAACCUCAGUAAUAUCAAGGCUGAGGAGGGGCUGACUCAGAAAGAAUAACGUGCAAUAUGGCAUCGGUUAUGUUGAAAAACUGAGCAAAGUACUCAAGGGACCACUGCAAGCGAAUGUGUUCAUCAGACUCCGUGGAGAACUGCUGCUCAACAUCAAAGAUCAUCAUCAGUUCAGGGAUCUCCGAGACAGCGUUUUGUAAAUAUUGCAGAGUUAAAUGACUUUCUGCGGGCACGCACACCUUAUGCAUGCAAAUUGACCCCUCAACAAGGAUGAUUGCAGAGGGAGUUAAAGGGUUUAGAGUAUAUUUUGGAACUGGUUUGUAUUGUGUGUUGACGUGUGCAUGUGUGUGUGUUUUUGUGUAUGUACCAUUGGCCAGUCGUAUGUUUAAGCUGUUAUCAGGUGCCUUGUCACUAAAACUAGAAAUCUAAAAUGCUGAAAUGACUCAAGUGAUGUAAGUACAGUAUAGAGAGUGAACUUCUCUGAACAUACACACACUGCCUCCUAAUGAAUAAAACAGCAUAAAGCACACAAAGCACAUCCUUUAGGGGCAACACAGCAACUGACAGAAAGCACUUCGAGGUCAUAUAUUUUGUUUUACGUUUUCUAUUUAUUGUUCUGAUCCAUAAACUUUUUUCACUGUUAAAACAUUUGGGUUCUCUGUUCUUUUUGAAAAACCUUUCAUAAUUAUCAUCCAUGAAACAGUUUAUGAUUGUCAGUUAAGGGCUUUUAUCUGUGAAGAUACAGUGUGGGACAAGAAAAAGAGACAGUGUUUCCGUAAACAAUAACAAUGGUGGUCAAAAAUAAAUAAUGAAUGGAUACACAUGAAGUGGGCUGUGUACAGUAUAUGCACGUAUACAUGUCCACCCAGUUCAUAUAUAACCAUCACAUGUAUAUAGAAAUAAAACCCUAAAGACUCUUAAGUAAACCCUGUAUUUGUUAGAGGACUAAGCACUGGGUUAUAUUUAUGAGAAACACUCCACUCUGCCAUCCAGUCUGAAGCAGGGGAUGUUGGUGUGGUUUUGACAGAUGUAUAAAUGCACCAAUAGCUUCCCUGAGCUGGACACGAAUGUACAAAUCCCACUGCAGCGAAGGUAUGACCCGCUCUACUCUAUCUAGCCUCUGAUUGGCUCUGCCUAAUAAAGGUGUU
Chelmon rostratus (copperband butterflyfish) is the source of this 2227-nucleotide messenger RNA. It is a transcript of the gene gjb9b, whose product is annotated as gap junction protein beta 9b. Gene Ontology annotation, biological process: cell communication. Lineage: Eukaryota; Metazoa; Chordata; Actinopteri; Chaetodontiformes; Chaetodontidae. Gene Ontology annotation, cellular component: connexin complex. The coding region runs from base 310 to 1128 and encodes 272 amino acids. The record is from RefSeq and is a predicted model, not a curated record. The transcript has 3 exons.